Molecule: messenger RNA, 2873 nt
Organism: Cyprinus carpio (common carp)
Lineage: Eukaryota; Metazoa; Chordata; Actinopteri; Cypriniformes; Cyprinidae
Product: ankyrin repeat and death domain-containing protein 1A
Biological process (GO): signal transduction
Molecular function (GO): protein binding
Source: RefSeq, a predicted model, not a curated record
UAAUAUUCAUGAGCUCCAGCAGGAUUCGUCAUUUCCCAAAGCGGCAGGCUCGAGCUCGGCUGUGCGAGAAUCAGCCCGAAACACAGCCGAACAUCACAGCAAAAGAUGAAAAUGUAGACAUAAAUCAGAAGAUGCGCACAUGGUGACGAUGGAAGACGGACUGGUGUCUGAGGACGAUAUAUUGCUUCGCUCAGAGAAGGAGUUUCACGAUGCUGCGAAGAGGAACGACACGGAGAGAAUGCAGGAGCUCAUCAGAAGAGGGGUGGACAUCAAAGUCAAAAAUAAGAUGGACCGUAAGGCCCUUCACUGGGCAGCAGGAGCCGGCAGUGAGCAGGCAGUGCGUCUGCUGCUGGACCACGACAUGGAGCUGGAUGAUAUGGACAGCUUCGGUAUGAACCCUCUGCUCUUAGCCGCAUGGUUUGGUCACCUCUUGAUCCUAAAGAUCCUUGUCUCAACUGGGGCAAAGCUCACCUGUGAAAACAAAAAUGGCUUGAAUCUCUUGCACUGUGCUGCUCAGAGGGGUCACAUCAGUAUUUUGGAGUAUAUCAUGGAAGAUCUGGAAAACGUGCAGCUUAAUAAAGUCGACAAGUCAGGAAAGACAGCGUUUCAUUUGGCCGCAGGGCAUGGACACCUGGAGGUGGUGGAGUUUCUCAUUGGAAUGGGCUGUGCUCAUGACAUCAAGGACAAGGAGGAAAACACUGCACUGCAUUUGGUAGCCAAGCAAGGCCACAGUGACGUCCUACAGAAGAUCAUGGAGACCGGGGAGAGCAUUGAUGAAAAAAACAUUGACGGCAUGACGGCUUUACAUCUGGCAGCUGAAGGAGGACAUUAUGAAUGUAUCAGACUGUUGCUGGAGGCUGGCUGCAAUGUCAAUGAACUUACUCAUAGUAACAGGUCGGCUCUUCAUCUGGUGGUCCAGCAUGGCUCAGGAAGAGAGGUCCGACUGCUGGUACAGGCUGGGAUCCACCUGGAUUCAGUAGACACACAACAUACUUCAGCUCUACAUCUGGCAGUACUCAACAACUCCACAGGAAUAGUGAAGGAUCUUAUCGAUGCCGGAUGCGACCUGGACAUCUUCGACAAUCGGCUUCAAACUGCUUUGCACAUAGCAGCAGAACACGGACGGCAGAACAUCGCUGAAAUUAUCCUGAUAUCUGGAGUCAAUCUCAAUCUGCUCGACAAGCAGGGAAAGACGUCACUGGAUGUUGCAGCACGAAGCAACCAUGUGAAUGUCGUUGACAUGAUUAUCAAAGCUGACAGAUUUUAUAAAUGGGAGAAGGAAAAUGUGACGAGUGACUCUGACUCUCUGGUGGGAACAAGUCUUACCUUUAAACAAGAUCAUCGACAGGAGACACAACAUAUCCGAUCUGUCCUAUGGAAACUCGCCUCCAAAUAUCUCAAACCAGACGAGUGGAAAACACUGGCUCGGCACUGGAAGUUCUCAGAAGCACAUAUUCGAGCCAUAGAGCACCAAUGGACAGGUACAAAGAGCUACAAGGAGCACGGGCACAGGAUGCUGCUCAUCUGGCUGCACGGAGUGAUCACCGCUGGAGAAAACCCCAUCAAGGGUUUGUACGAAGGUCUGAUAGGAAUCUCAAGGAUCGAUCUGGCAGAAAGCAUGCGACAGCUGGCAAAUGCGGAUCCAUCUUCUGCUAAAAAAUGCUCUACAAUGUAAUUUGAGAUUUAUUGAGAAAAGUCUGGACUGAGCACGUAGCAACCAGGAGAUCAGAUGCUCUUCAAAUACACAGCACUGAUGAAACACAAAUAGUCCCUAAAAUACAACCUCAGUGACGUGACUGAGAAGAAAACUUAGCCGUUCACACCAAGAGCAAAUAUUUACAGCAAACAUGUUUCUGUGGAAGAAAAUAUUACGGCCAUUUUUUUUUAGGAGAACAUCUAGAUUAUUUUUUUCUCUGUCAGAAAAACUCACUAAGCAAUGGCAUUUUUGGUUAUGCUGAAUUUCAGGUACAUUUUUACAGUUAUGCAUGUCUUUCUGUCCUAAAUUAUUUGUAUAUGCAACAUUUCUGCUGUAAUAAAGUUAUUUUUAACACUAGAAAUAAAUAUAAUACUAAUGAAGCUGCAUUAGCCAGGAUACUGGGUAACACACGUGUGUUUAAAUGUGUGUGUGGUGUGCAGUAAUGUUAGAGUCUCUCUUGACUGAUCAUCCUGUUCAUUAUGAGACUUGCCAGACUGAAAGGCCCAAACUUUUGUAUGUGCACAUGUUCUUAUAUAAACACGGGACAAGAGAAAGAAGGUGCAAUGAAAUUAAUUGAUUAAUAAACCUCUGCAGUAUUUUAUGCAGAUUAGGACUGGCCUGACAUUGAUUUCUCGAUUUUAAUCGAUUCUCUGAGGAACUAAUAUUGAUUCUUAAAUCCCAAGAAUCAAUCUUUUAUGCUGUUUUCAGUUGAUGAGUAAACAAAACUUCACUAAACAACAUUAUUUGCUAUAACAAGCUUUGUUACUUUUGAUAUAAAACAAAGUCUCAGCUUUAAAAUUACAUAACUUUUUGUUAUGAACGUAGAGCACACCUGAACCAAACCUUUCCCCCUUACUACUAGUUAUUGCAUGAAAUAAACAUGAAUGAACAUUGGAUGGUAUGCUUUAUGCUGGUCAUGUGCUGGCAAAGGACCAGCAUAAACCAGCAAAAGAACCAGCAUAAACCAGCAAAAGGACCAGCGUAAACCGGCAAAGGACCAGCGUAAACUGGCAAAGGACCAGCGUAAACCGGCAAAAGGACCAGCGUAAACCGGCCAGGACCAGCGUAAACCAGCAAAAGGACCAGCGUAAACCGGCAAAAGAUCAGCGUAAACCAGCAAAAGGAUCAGCGUAAACCGGCAAAGGAUCAGCGUAAACCGGCAAAAGGACCAGUAUAA